AUGCCGUUUCUGUUGCGAAUAACACUAUCUCGUGUCUACCGAAAAAAAGGCGACGAAUGGUUUGGAUGGGAAAGAAGGAAUAAGUCGCGCAAAAAGCGUCGCGCCAUUUUGCCAUCAGACUCGUCGUCCGUCUCUCCUAAAACUUGUCAGUGUGGGAGCCCUUCUAUUGUUGACAAUGAAAAGAAAGAAAGAAAAUCGAGAAUUGAGAGGGAAUAUCAGGUAUUGGAGAGAAUCUUGAUUAUCACAAAAGCGCUGAUCCUUGUCACAAAAAUCCGAAAAAAAAGGAAAUCGAAUCGAUUGGAAGUGGAAAAGUAUUGGAUGACUUAUAAUUUAAAACAAAGAAGAAGAAGAAGACGAGUUGUUUUUCACGCGAUGAAGAAAAGUCAAACGACAGUCACUACUAACCAGUAA
Messenger RNA from Caenorhabditis briggsae, 411 nucleotides. Bases 1 to 411 code for a protein of 136 amino acids. The record is from RefSeq and is a predicted model, not a curated record. Lineage: Eukaryota; Metazoa; Nematoda; Chromadorea; Rhabditida; Rhabditidae. The transcript is spliced from 3 exons.